Rodentolepis nana is the source of this 330-nucleotide messenger RNA. The record is from the annotation of a GenBank genome assembly. NCBI's taxonomy places the organism in Eukaryota, Metazoa, Platyhelminthes, Cestoda, Cyclophyllidea, Hymenolepididae.
AUGAAUAGUUCAUGCAGUUUAGAGUCGCUGGCUUCUACGAUCGUGGCCUUAAAAGAAGAUGUUUGUCAUCAACCUACAAAAGAAGACCUCAAUCGAAUAAAGAAGGAACUUCGGAAGCGCACAGAAAGCCUACAAAAUAAGGGCCGUCAUAUUCUGUACAGUUGGGAGGAUCGUUAUAAUCAAUUUGAAAUUAAUGAUCACAUAAAACGAUUGGAAAGACGAGUUGAUGAAUUGGAUUUUCAAGUUGAAAAAACUAUAAAUGCCAAUGCACUAUUCCUUUCAAAACUUGUUCAGGGAACUGAAGCCAACUUUUUGCCCGAAAAGUACUAA